CGAUACUUCGAUACUACUACCCUACUCUGCGCCAUUUUAUCUGAAAAUUUUUUCGCAAGACUCAGAUUAAAGUUGUUUGCGCGGAUUAAGAAUGUAAAUAAUUGAAAAUUGUGCAUACGGACGAGGCAAACCAAAAGCAAUUAAUCUGUUAAUUGCAGCGGGCGAGUGCCUAAAUUGGUAGAUUAGGAGAAGCGCGCCGGUUGUCGGCGACUGUACGAGGCGCGUGUGGGAGUGCGACAAAGACGAAGCGAUUGCCAGGGUAUCUGUGUGUGUGCGAAAGUGGAAAAGUUUUAAAAUAUUAGUUUUACUUGAAAGCGGUAUAAUUGUUUGCGGCUCAUCAUGGCCGACGUGGUCUUGGACUUGUACGCCGAGGACCUGGACAAGGACUUUGCCGGCCAGGCUCAGGACGAAUUUGGCGGCGAUGGCGUCGACUUGUACGAUGACAUAGGCGGUCCCACGGAGGCAGCCGCUGCAGGAGGUGGGGGUGGCGGUACGCCUUCAACGGACGGAGCUGCCGGACCCGGCGCGGGAGAAUCGGCUGCAGGCGGAACAGGCGGUCCUAAUGGAGUGUACCACCAGACCGGCGGUAACCUCACUCCGACCAUGAACCGCCGCUACCAGUUAUACGUGGGAAACCUCACCUGGUGGACCACAGAUCAGGAUAUAGCGAAUGCUCUGCGCGACAUCGGCGUUAAUGACCUACAGGAGGUGAAGUUCUUCGAGAACCGGGCCAAUGGCCAAUCAAAGGGAUUCAGUGUCAUCUCGCUAGGAUCGGAGUCCAGUCUUCGCUCGGUUUUGGACCAACUGCCCAAGGUGGAGAUGCACGGCCAGGCGCCAGUGGUCACGUAUCCCAGCAAGCAGGCGUUAACCCAGUUCGAGAGUCUGCAAAAGACGCGCCCCGUGCCGCCGCCGCAGCAGAAUGGACCGCCCAGGGGUCCCGCUCCACCCAACAUGAGCGGUGGCCCCAUGGCCUCGCAUCCGGGAGGACCUCAGGGCGGUGGGCCGCCGGGACAUCCGCCAAGGAACAUGCAACCCAUCAUGCAGCCGGGCCAGUACCGGCCCCAGCACAUGUCGCAAGUGCCCCAGGUGGGUGGUCCCAAUUCGGGGCCGCCGCGCAUGCAGCCGCCGAUGCAUCCGCAAGGCGGGCUUAUGGGCAACCAACAGCCACCCCCUCGGUAUCCGUCAGCACAAGGCCAAUGGCCGGGUCAGAGGCCAGGUGGACCGCGACCCGGUCCGCCCAACGGACCGCCGCAGCGCCCAAUGUUCCAAGGAGCACCCAUGGGUAUGCCGGUUAGGGGUCCACCGGGACCCGACUGGCGCCGUCCACCCAUGCACGGCGGUUUCCCGCCGCAGGGUCCACCACGAGGUCUUCCACCAGCACCUGGUCCCGGAGGACCGCACGGUGCACCUGCCCCGCACGUUAAUCCGGCCUUCUUCAACCAACCUGGCGGACCCGCUCAGCAUCCGGGUAUGGGCGGACCGCCUCAUGGCGCACCCGGCCCGCAACCCGGUAUGGCCAUGCCUCCCCAACAAGGCAUGAACAUGCCGCCGCAGCACGGGCCACCACCGCAGUUUGCCCAGCAUGGACCUCGUGGUCCGUGGCCACCACAGCAGGGCAAGCCUCCGGGCCCCUUUCCCGAUCCGCAGCAAAUGGGUCCCCAGCUAACCGAGGUGGAGUUUGAGGAGGUGAUGAGUAGAAAUCGCACAGUCAGCAGUUCGGCGAUUGCCAGAGCUGUUUCCGACGCGGCCGCCGGCGAAUAUUCGAGCGCCAUCGAGACCCUGGUCACGGCGAUUUCGUUAAUAAAACAGUCCAAGGUUGCACAUGACGAGCGCUGCAAGAUACUAAUCAGCUCGCUCCAGGACACUCUGCACGGCAUCGAAGCCAAGAGCUACAAUAGGCGCGAAAGGUCGCGGUCAAGGGAGCGGUCGCAUCGCAGCCGCCAGCGUCGAGAACGCUCCACCUCCCGGUACCGCGAACGGUCUCGCGACCGGGAGCGCGAACGUGAACGCGAGCGUGAGCGGGAUGGCGGAUAUCGGGAGCGUUCGCGCAGUAGAGAACGAGAGCGCCAGGCACAAGACCACUACAGGGAUGACAGUCGCUCUGCACGUCCUCGAAAGUCGCCAGAGCCCGUAGUGGCCGAGGGCGCGGAGCCACCGUCAUCAAAGCGCUAUUAUGAGGACCGUGAGCGCUAUCGAUCCUCGGACCGGGAACGGCGCGAUCGUGAUCGGGACCGUGAGCGCGAGCGUGAACGGGACCGGGAUAGGCGUGAGGAGCACCGCUCCCGGCAUUGACUGCCCUUAGGAGGAGGAGGUGUAGAAGCGCCACUGGACCGGUAAUCGAAGCAGAAGCCGAAAUGAAAGUAAAAUGCAACAGAGAUAUACUACACACACUUUAUUAACAAAUAAGCCACAGCUUGAUGGGGUCGCGAAUUAUCCCCAGAUUAACAAAUUUUCGAUUUGUAUCUAACAUUACCAAUACGUAGGAUAUGAAUAUGGCAUACAGCAUACAGCAUAGUUCUCCUAGACAUACUAAAAUAAGCCGAAAUGCUGACAAGUCCACAGUCGACGGAUACACGGUCGCUGCUUCAACUCCAACUCCUUGACUCAUCAUCCCAGCAGCUAAACCUCGAGAAGACCAAAGGCAUCCGGAGCAAGCGAUUGGGAUGGACUAGAGGAGGCGAUGGCUGUCGGCGUGGGACAUUUUCGACACAGAUGGGCACUGGGCCAUCAACCAAUAGAUAACUACCAAUCCUGCACCGCCGUCUUCGCAGCAGAAUUUCAAUAUUAUUGUACUUUAAUAUUUCGGUUUAUUUAAUAAAAAAUAACGUAUGAAAAAGAAUUGUUCGAAAAAAAAAAACAAAAGAAAAACAAAUUCUACCAAAACUGUCUUGUAUUGUGUGUCUUAUUGUACUCUACUAUAAAAACAAACAAAAUCUUAUUAGUUAAUGAAUUUAUAAUUGUACAAAAAAUUGUAUGUAAAAAUUGAACAAAAAACAAACCAAUUUACUGCGGUGUGCAGUUAAUAUUGAAAUUGUUAUAUUAACAAAGUCAGUACGCCGCCUGAGGCCGAAAACCGAUAGCCCUAAUGUAUUUUCAAAGAUCGAGACUCUUUUGUUGUAAACAUUCUUCAUGCA
This is a messenger RNA of Drosophila bipectinata, 3134 nucleotides long. It is a transcript of the gene Cpsf6, whose product is annotated as cleavage and polyadenylation specificity factor subunit 6. Gene Ontology annotation, cellular component: mRNA cleavage and polyadenylation specificity factor complex. Gene Ontology annotation, biological process: mRNA alternative polyadenylation. Gene Ontology annotation, molecular function: mRNA binding. Lineage: Eukaryota; Metazoa; Arthropoda; Insecta; Diptera; Drosophilidae. The record is from RefSeq and is a predicted model, not a curated record.